AGCUCCUUCUCCAUCGGGUACAUAUUCCUCACUCGUGGUCAUUGACAACAGUGAAACGCAAAUCUCAGCCAGCUCCCCACCAACAACAGAUUUACCGAUUGUUCGUCUUCAACUCAGGCCAGCGUGCCAUCAUGGCCAGAUUUAUUCGCCAGUUGUGCGUGUUAUUUUGGAAAAAUUCCCUCUGCCGUUUAAGACAGCCGGUACUGACCCUGUCGGAAAUUAUAUGGCCGUGUCUAUUGUUUCUUAUCCUGGUCGGAGUGAGAGUUCAACAUCUUCCCCGUCAACGUGAAAACUGUUUUUUGCAGCCUCGUACUUUGCCCAGUGGAGGACUUUUUCCUUUCACUCAGAGUCUUUUUUGUGAUAUUGGUUCUCAGUGUCGUAGCACAGAGUUCACAAGAUCAGAGAACUCUCCCCGUUCCAGGUCUUCGCUGGGCUUCACAGAUGAGAGUGGGGUCAACUUCUUAACAUUAAUACAAGAUCUUGGAAAGGAAAUCAAUGAAACCAUGCAAAAAGCAUCUACUUUACAAAGCAAUUUAAAUGAAUUGUUUGGAGAUUCGGGUUCUUCUGGACAACUAGGAUUUGUCAUGAUGGAUCUGAUUGAAACAGAGAAAGCCAUUAACAUAAUAGAACAAAUUCACAAUGAAACAUAUACUUGGGAUAUUCUUUUCAAACUACCUAAAGUACUGGAAACCCUGAAGAAUGAGGAUUUUUUAAGCAGAGGCACGACUGAGAUGAUUGACUUAUUGACGGAUGCAAGAAGGUUAUUGGAAUCACUGAAAGAUAUGUUCACUUCCAAAAAUGAGAGUUCAUAUUUGAUUUCAGACAUUGGCUUUAACCUGACCAUCAGUGCAUUGAACAUCUUCUAUAGUAUUGGCAUUCAAGAUUUAGACCAGAACCUGACACUGGGUAAUCUUCUGUGGGAUCGUAAAAUGACUGAGUCAGAUUUAAGAAAUGGAUUUAAGUUGGAUCCUGUGAUGAUCGAACAACUGCUGAAUACAUCAAUUCCUUUAUGCAAGUUUUCUAUUCUCCUGAAUGAGCGCGAACUCCAGAAAUUUUUGUGCACAAAGAUGGAUCACUUUGUCCCGUGUGCUUGGUUGAACUAUCUGUCUACUUAUCUGUUCCACAAUAUUGACAUGUUUAAGUUAUCCAAAAAGGCUUUUAAUGUUUGGCGUAGAAGUGGAUUCCCUGAGUACUUGGUGACCACGUUUGACCAAAUGUCAGCAGCUGUAAUGAGACUUUCAACAGAAAACCGGGACUUCAAAAAAUCUUCACCAGCACAACAGAUUAUUUCCCUGCUCAGUGACUUUUUUCACCACAUUGUGGAUCCAUCAGGAGAAUCACAAAAGUACCUUGAAAGGUUUCAGGAAAAUGUGCAGUCUUUGAAACAGUGGCCUCAAAUCAAGUACAUGCUUAUGGUAGAUAAGUCACUCAGAAACCUCAUUAUUGCAAGAUGGAAUGCUGAUCGAGCUACUUUUGAAUUUCUGAAGAAGGUGUUUACCACCCUGCAAGUGAAUAUUGUGAACCGGAUGAUAUUGGAUAUUGAUAUCCUGAUGACAGAACUGAAAACGAUCUUGACCCAAAAUGUAACUGUUACAUGCAGUGAUAUGGUCUUGAAGUUGAGGGAUGUUCUCAACUUAUCAGAGGACUUAAUUUCAAACGAAGCCUUAACAAGUAUAAUCUGUAGUCAUCAAACAUCCAGUGAACCCUGGGGUGUGUUGGAACAUUUUCCAAAUAUGAAGAGCUGGAUUGAAGCUGUUGAACAGUACAGCACAGUGCUUGCUGGGGAGCAGGAUUUUGAAGUCACAUUUCAAGAUUCAUACACAGGAUGGCUAGAAUUAUUCAAAGUGUAUGAAGACAACCAACGAUUCUACAAUCAGUUCUUUAGGAAUAUCACAGAAGAAAUAUAUGCUACAUCUGAACAGUGGAAAAGUUUUGAAUUUAGUACUUUUCAGGAACACGUUAUAUGGAACCUGGCCUUUGAUGUAUUUGAUGCCCAAGGAUCUGCAUUGGAAAAUAGUGAUUUCUGGCCAAGCAUUGAAAAUCAUAUUCGAGGAAUUUGCUGGCUGAUAGAAAACUCGAACCAACCACUCCAAGGAAAUAGUAGUAAUUCAGAAUCGAAUUGUAUCACAGGGAAGAUCAAUUGGAGAGAUCUGCUUAGUGAGACUGUAAUAUUCAAGCAGAAUGUUAGCAGUAAUUCUGGCACAUUUUGGAAACGGUUUCAGAGUUCACUACUGGAGCUGUUGAACUUGAAUAAUAUCAUUAAGCUAAGUGCCAGUGAUAUGCAGCUUAUAAGUCAAAGUUUUGGAAAUUUUAGUGAUGCAAAUUUUUUUGAGACUGCCCAAGGAAUACAGAUUGUAGCAAAAGUCAUUUUAGAGAAUGUACCUCUGUGGAUGAACAAGUAUGCCAGCGCAACAAAUGGAACAUCUUCGAUAAUUCCUGCAUUACUUCAACUUACUCAAACAAGUAGUGUCACUUCAUUAAUUUACAAACUAAAGUUUUUCAUGAAUCAGUGGUCAAAAGGACAGUCACCACAGUUUAGGGAAGUACUGAAUGUUUUGCUUAGCGUGUUACAAAAGGAAUUACCAAAUCUGCUGAUCAUCAACCCCUUUAAAAGUACAGUUGACAGAUUUAAUGCCAUGUGGUCCAGUCUGCAACAGCUUUUUAAUCCUCAAACUUCUGAAAAUCUAACACACAGUCUAAAUUCCUUCUGGAAUUUGACAUCUACAAUAUGGAUAAGAUCAACCCAAGGCAACAUGGAUUAUGUUGACACGGCUAAAAUAUUUCUGUAUUAUUUGAAUAAUCUUGGUUUACUGUCUCAAGAACAACUUUCUUCAGUGGAGGAUGCCCUCAAUGGCUUAAAAAAUGCUUCAGUAAUUGAUUCUUCUGCUCAAUCUUUUUCUCAGCUGAAAGAUAUGGAGCUGCCAUUGUUCAAGCUGUUGCAAAUGAUUAAUACAGAAAAUAAAACAGAGCUUUUGGAGACAGCUUUUAAUAUACUUCAUGCAGUCUCACAAUUAUCAAAUGUGACUGAGCUCUCAUCAUUGGUAACUGCUGUCAAUAAUAUUUCUGAAGACAUUUCCAGUUUUUUUGAACAAUAUAGCUCCAAUGACAUUAGUGAGGCCUUUAAUGCAAUUUCAAAUAUUGUGUCUGUUUUCCACAAUAUGUCAAAGGAUGACUUUGCUGAAAAUUUAUUGAAUCUAUAUCUCUACAUGCAAUCACAGAUACAAGCACAGGGAAGAGUCACAGGAUCAGAACUGCAACAGAUAAAUGAGACAAUUGUAAGACUCGCAGAAGCUUUCCAUAAUAAUACAAACAAUAUUAGUUGUUUGUUGUUGCAGGCAUUGCAGUCUUCAUCCAUCCCUAUUUCUGAUAUUUGGUUGAGUAAAUAUUGUUCCAUACAUAACACUGGAAGAAAAAUCCGUUCAGUAGAGGCUGCUUCUAAUUCACAAUCCAGUCAGAAUCCAUACAGAGCCUUGGUGGAACAAAUUAUCUACAGUCUAAUGGAUAAAAAUCAAGAAAUAUCAUCCUCAUUGUCGUGCACAGCAGAUUUGUUUCUGUCAUGGACUGAAAUUAUAAAAGAGAUAGCAGUACAGUUGAACUUGGAUAUUCAAGUAGCUAACUUCUUUCAUAGUGGCUUGAAAGAAGUGUCGCAAGAACUGAAUAAAACAUCAGUAUGUACUAGACAUUUGAUCAUGGAUAACAGGACAGCUGCAUUGAAAGUCUUACUGAAGAACAUUACAGUAGCAAAUGGCUUUAAUCUUCAGAAUUUGUACCAAUUAAGCACUGAUCGCUUCAUCAUCUUACAUCAUGUAGUGAAUACAUUUCUUAUUCCAAUUGAUAACAAAAUGCUUCAACAACUCAUCACGAUUGUGGACAACGUGUUUAGUUUAUUUCAGGAUUCCAACCUUGAUAACUUGAAUAACUUCUCUAAAAUCAUAGAUGCCCUUCGCCCUAUGUGGUCAUUGUAUGACCCUCAACAUGAAAAACUCUAUUCAAUCCUGCGAACAUUUGCAUACUUAAACUCCAAUGCUGAUCUGGAAAGUAUUAAAGUGGUCUUCAGGGAGAUUCUUUUAUUCUAUAAUAACAGCUUUAACAUGGCCAAUCUUGAUCAUUCUGUGCAAUAUAUGAAAGAAUUCUUGGAUUUAGUGGCAACGACUGAGAAUAAUGGAGGCCAGUUUCCAUACAAAACAUUGGUGGUAUUAAUUAAACAACUAAUCCAUUCUGAAAAUCCACAUACAGGGGAAAAGGAAUGGGGAAAAUUGCUACAGUGGCUAUAUGUGCUGACGCAUACCAAUUUUUCUGAUCCAUCACUCUCAUUUCUGACACACGUAAGCAACAUUCCAAUCUUUGGAAUGAACAUAUCUGAAAUAGACAAAGUUAUGAGAAAAACUGAGGAAGCAAUUUUCAAAGUUCGAAACCUGACAGAACAGUUCCAUGGCAUAAAUGCAUCUAUUGCUUAUUACUAUGAAGUUAUUGAAUUGUUGGAAAUGAUUUGUCCUGAUUCUGGUUCUUACAAAAUCAAAAGCAUUCAAACUCUGAAGAUGUCCAUUCAAUUGGCUUACAAUAUUUUUAAUGAUGAAAACAUGUCAUAUGACUUAAUGGAACAGUUAAUGAAGCACUUGGAAAACAUGGCCAAUGACAAUGCAACUGCAAAAGAGCUGUUUGGCCAUUUCAGUAAACUGGUCAGUGGAAAUGUUAACAUAAGCCAGUGGUAUUCUGUAGAUUCGGCCAAACUCCUUUCUCGACAAAUUCAAGCACUAACUGUCAUUUUAACUUCAAAUCAGAACAUUCAGCAAUUUUCGCUACUUCUUCACAAAUUACUGCUUCAAAUGAAUCAAAGUGCUUUUAUAAAUUUGAGGCCAGAGAAAAUUUCAAAUGUGUUGUUUGGCACCUUGGAUAUAAUUCUUCAUUUCAAUAAGAGAACAGCUUACAAUUUGUCUGUGACUGAGGCCAUGAGUACUUUACUUAGCAAAGCUACAGGUUUUAGUUGCCUGAGUUCAAAUAAAUGUUCAGAACAGGACAUGAACAUUCAGAACAUCAGGUUGAGACAACUGUUUUCUCAAAUUGUACAGUUUGCAGAAGAAUUAGAUGAAUUUCAUAAAUCAAAAUGUAAGCCUCAUCUAAUAAUGAUAGAGUCAAGUGAAUCAUUUCAUUUGCUAAUUGAAUAUAUUAACAACAUAACAUUCAACAACAACUCAAUUGUAGAAGAACAACUGAAUGCAUUUAUAAAUGGUUUGGAGGGACUUCCACUGUCAGAGAUUGAAUGUGCGAUAGAUGUUAUGAACUUUUCCAGUGCUUUUCUGAAGACAUUACAGCAAAUUGGGAACAGUGGUGGAACCAGUGGCAUUGAACAAUUCUUAGAGUUUGCACAAUCAGCCUCUCGUCUUUUUCACAUUGUGUCGGAAACAAUAAAAGUUCGCAAUGACACAAAAGCAGCUGUGCACGCUCUAAUUUUAUUGAAGAAUGAAAGUUCAAAUUUAGCAACAGUGUUGAAAAGUCCCAAUUACACUUCUGUCGUGAAAGUGCUCAAAAUGAUUGAUGAUCUAACUGAGCAUUUCAAACUGGAGACAAAUCCAGGUGGUUACUUUCAGCAGUUGCUAUUGUACUUAGACGCAUUUUCUAAGGCGCUUGAGCUGAUUGAGAUACCUCAGGAAACAACAGAAGAGCUUAAAGGUUUUGGUGAAGUACUACGAUUCUUUCUUCCAUUUCUAAACAGAAGCCACACCCAAGACUUGGAAACUGACUCUGUACUCAACAUUACAUUCUUUGUUUUGCAACAUGUAAACUCAAUAACUGCAAUUCACAAUGAACUGCAAUUGUUGAAAACAGAUCUUCAGAACUUGCUUAAUGCCACAGUCCACAGUGGCUCAAGUAACAAACAAGCUGUGUACAGCCUAAAUGAACUCAUAGCCUUUGUUGGAAAUGUCACAUUAACUUAUAACUCAAGACAUGAUAAUGGCACUUUGCAGGAUCCACUUCAGCUUGAUGCAAUAAUUGAAACUGCACAACUUUUAAGAGAAUAUGUGAAAUUUUUGAAUAAGGUAUCAUUACCAUCUAUGUCUGCCAGUGAUGGUGCUGAAAUGUUCAUCCAAUUACUUCGUAACAGCCUAAUGAGAAUCAAGUCCGUUGAACCAACUGAGUUGUUUGUUGUCCCUUGGACUUCUCUUUUCAAUGAUAAACUUAUACACAGGAUGUUUUCCAUACUACUGGGUGAUCUUGUUCAGCAUUUCACAAAUUUUCAUCAAGGUCAAAUCAACUUGACAGAAAAUAUGGCCUAUAUAAUUUACAAUCUUACAACCAGCCUGACAUCAAUCAAAGAUGUAUAUUCCAUAAAUGCCCACUUGGAGCAAAUGAACAGUGACCUUGCAAGGUUCUUUAAAGAACUGAAUGGCAGUGGGGAUUCACAUGCCAUGUUAACUAUUUUGACAAAAGUGACUAAGGUUUUAAAACAUGUGCCAGAUUUUCAAAACAUGACUGAGAUUCUACGCUCCUUCAAGGUAAUUUUAUCGGAGGUUGGAAAUGAACAUUUUCCACAAACUCUAAUUCAAGAUGGAAUUACCCUAGUAAAGAGUCUUUCCACCAUGAAUGUGAGUCAAGCAUUGAAUGCACUUUACUUGUUUGGACUAGCUCAUCAGACAAUGGGAUUAGAGUUCAGUCAAGGAAAUCAGACUGGAAACUACACUCAACUUAAUGAGAAGAUUAUUAGACUGUUGCAGGCGAUUUCUAACAUUGCUAAUUCCUCACAGUUAUCACAGUGUUUGCCCAUAGCUGUUUGCAAGCUGCUAUCAGAAGAAACAGCCGAUGAUGAUGAUGGUCUCUUUUUAAAAGCUUGUGACUUCAAGGCAAAUCAAAGUCUUAGUACUGUUUUUAAUCUGGCAGUUGAUAUUAAGCAGCUCUUUGCAGGAGUUGUCCAAGGGGCUGCAAAAGUGGAAUGCUCAGGAAGUACAGUUUUCAAAAAAAUCAUCCAGCAAACAGGGUGUGCAAUUCAACAAUAUGAAGAAUGGAAUGCAUUUUUGCUCCAGAUAUCCCGGCUAUGUGGUUUGAAGUCUCCAGUGCUAACAAAACUGCAAGAAAUUUGGAAUAACGUUUCAUAUGUCAUAGCUUCCACCAAAGAGGACAACCGAAAUUGUCCUAUUGUCCCAAUAAGAGAAAAAUCUGAGAAGCUGAUUGGCCUGUUUCGGAAUAUGACUUUAACAAGCACUAUUUCUGCUGAACAAACCAUUAAUUUCCUCUCUGAUGUAAGUGACACAAUACUUUUGCUGAGUGGCAACAAUUCAGAAACUGCACACAGCACUCUGAAAAUUUUCGCUAAUUAUUUAAGAAAUGCAACCAAAAACGUAUUGUCACCUUCAGAUUCAAAGAACCAUAUCUCCACACUGAUCUCUGCUGUGCAGUUAUUACUUUCAACAACAGGUCAUAAGAAUGAAUCCCUGUAUUCAGUGUUAGAUGAUUUAAUGGGUGUACUUAAUAAUAAUGCCAUUAAUGUUUUGUCAACAGAUAUUGAUAAAAUAUUAAAUGACAUAACAAAGAAUCCUAAAAUUGAAGAUCUACUGCCAGCUGUAAAGAAUGUGAUUAGUUUGUUGAGAAAUAUAACAACAGGUGGUUUCACUGAGCUUAACGCAUUGCAAUUUUACAAAAUAUCAAAUGAUUUGGAGAAAGUUCUGGAAAUAAUGCCAUAUAUAUCCAACUUCACAGAUGAAAACUAUUACAAAAUACUGAAUGUUAUUGGUCAUUUGCUAAAAAACCAAAAUCUUCCAGAAAUAGUUAAUACAACACUCAACCAAAUUGUAAAAUCUGCCGGUAUAAUGAGCAAUGUUUCACAGCUGCUAAUGGAACAAAUGGACUCAGCAGCAUCUGUUCUGGAGGUUUAUCAAAAGUUGUUCCCCCACAUCACAGCCAUAAUUUCGAAUGAACACCUCUACCAAAGCUCUAAGGCAUUACAACUUUUAAAUGAUUUGAUAGUUGAAGUUUACUCACAUUGGGAUCGUUCACCUGAAUUCAAUCAAACAUUGGUAAACAAGGCCAUCCAGGUCUUAAAUGAGUUACUACCAGAAAACAAACAGGCAACUAUAAAUUUUGUGCAUAUCAUCAAUAAUGCGUUCUUGGAGUUCCAAGAGAUUGACACUAAUGGAAAUCUUAACUCAACUGAAAUCUUAAAUGUGACACUGAACUUGAUGAACAUGCUUGAAGAGUUGUUUGAGGUAAUGCCAGUAUUCGGUCCUACUUGGAAGAUUGUAGCUGAUAUUCCUAAAUUUACUAAACUGCUUCUGGAGUUCAAGGAAACAGGCAAUUACACAAGAUUGGGAGAAGUGUGUCAGUUUGAUUGGUUCAAUAAGUCAGUCAUGCCAUCAUACACCACAAAUCUCUUUCAGUUAAAGUUGCAGAAUCUCUUUACAGAAAAAGUGUACUUUGUUAAUGAUAUAAUGUGUAUGCAGAAGAACUGUCGUCAGAAUAUUUCAGGACACCUAAUUCAUGCUCUGACUGAACUGUUUAAUUUGACAACCGAUGUCAAACAGAUUUUAGAUGAAACGUUCUUGACUCCAGUCCAGGGAAACUGUGAGACAUCUCUUAACAACAGCAUACAAUUAGAAAUUGCAAAUAGGCAGGCAUCACAAGCAAUUGAACAUGCAGCAAGGAACUACCAAUGCAGUUGUGAAUUGACUCCAUUGAUGACAGAGCAACUAUAUGAAAGGUUUGAAUUUUCUGCAAUAACACUUUGUCCAAAUAGUACCUUUGCAACUCUACUUGAGAACAUUGGAGCAUUUAAAGGUUUACCAAUUGAGAACUGUGUGCAAAACAUCACAACUUUAAAAAUGCAGUUGGAGCAAAGCAAUGGCUUCUCAUCUGAAGCCAUUGAUGUGUUAGUGAAGGCAAACCUGACUGUCUCGCAGUUAAUUCGUGGCCUUAUUAUCACAGCAGACAGGUGUGAUGAGGAGAGCCUGGCUCUAAUGCUGUCAAUUUCAGACAAUGCAAACAUUUCAUCUCUGGCUGCUGAACUGUGUGCUUUGACUCCUUUGCAAAGUUAUAGUCUUAUUUUGAAAAUCAGCCAGCACAUAGAUUUUAGAUGCUUCGCUUAUAAGGCACUUCUACCAAUGCUACUACCUCCUAAUGUUUAUCAGGUAAUGGACAAUAUCCUGGAGAUGUUCUCCAGCCUCAGUUCUUUCACUACUAAAUCAUUAAAAAUCUUGGAUUUGAUCCCCAAUCUUUUGCAGUCUGUGCGUGACUUGAAUCUUACAUCUAUUUUUGAAUUCAAUGAGAAUGUUCAAAGAAGGACUUUGAGAAUGUCUGCAAGUAGUUCUUUACAAACCCUCUCCAAAGCAAUUUGUAGGACUCAGUCAACCAGCUUACUCGGUGGUGGAAUGAUGUUCUCAGAAUUACCACAAAUCGACACUCUCACUGAGGGAGACUUAAUCAAAUACAACGUUCCUACAAAUACCACUCCCUUCUGCAUGAACUUUUAUCAGGAUAUUUUAAAAGCGCCAAAUGGACCCUUGCUGUGGACCUUCCUGAAACCGCUGCUACUUGGUGAAAUACUAUAUGCUCCAAGCACAAUUCCGAUACAGAGACUGAUGGACAAGUCCAACAGCAUAUUCAGCACAGUUAACGACCUGAAGACAUAUUCUGAAGUCUGGCUGAAAUCGGCAAAUGUUUUGCAGAAACAGGAAAACUUUAAGUCAAGUCAGCUUCAGAAGGCAAUGCAGAAUAAUUUUAUACGCAGUUUCAUUCAGUCUCAACUGGAUAUUGAUCUUGAUAAACUUUUGGAACAUUUACAACAAUAUGAAGAAGCAAUCUCUGAAGCAAUGAAUGAUCCAGUAGUACAACAGAUCACUGUCCUCUCACAGCUGAUGGUGAAUAUCUCAUCCUGCAUAUUACUAGACCGCUUUAAACAUCUAGAAUCUAAGGAAGAACUGCAUCAGAAAGUAAAAGAACUAAUGGAAAAAAACACAUUCCUAGCAAGUAUAUUUUUCGAUGUUGAUGAUAGCAACACCUCGAGAGUGGCACGAUCAUUGUCUUCCUCACUUCCAACUAAGUUGAGCUACACUAUUAGGACAGACAUUCUGCACAGUAUGCCGACUGAUCAACUGGAAAAUCCCAAAUGGAAAUCUCAGCCCCAAAAUUUGCCAACAAGCAGUUUCUAUUAUAAUCGUGUCUUUCUUCCAUUGCAAGAUAUGAUUGAGCAAGCGAUCAUUCGGUUUCAGAUUGGUCAAGAUAUCCCCAACCCUGCAAUACAGAUCCAAGCAAUGCCAUUUCCCUGCCACAUCAGUGAUCAGUUUCUCAACAACACUGCCUUCUUUUUCCCAUUAUUAAUGAUGCUUGCGUGGAUGAUUUCUGUGGCUUCCAUGGUGCGUAACCUUGUGUUUGAGAAAGAACUUCGACUGGAAGAGUACACCAAGAUGCUGGGAGUGAAGCCAAUAGUUCAUUUUAUGGUCUGGUUUCUGGACACUUUCUUUAUCCUGAUUUUGAGCAGUGCCUUCAUCACCAUUAUUUUGAAAGCCAGCGAAAUACUUCCAAACAGUAAUGGAUUCAUCAUUUUCCUCUUUCUUUUGGAUUUUGGAGUAUCUGUCAUUGCGCUGAGCUACCUGAUUGCCACCUUCUUUAGCCAUGCUAAUACAGCAGCUCUCAGUGCCUGCCUGAUCUACAUCAUUACCUUCUUUCCCUAUAUGGUCCUUGUGGCUGUACAGAAUCAACUCAGCUUCUCCAGCCAGAUUCUGAUUUGCCUCCUGUGUCCAACUGCAUUCAGCCAGGGAUCAUAUAUUAUCACACUUUUUGAAGGUAAUGGAUCAGGAAUCCAGUGGAAUAACAUGUAUGAUACCCCUGGAAAUGGGGACAAUGUGUCUUUUGCCUGGAUUUGCUGGAUGAUGGUCAUCGAUUCAGUGAUAUACUUUGUACUAGGCUGGUAUCUCCGCAAUGUCUUCCCUGGUAAAUGUGGAUCUCGGAAGCCUUGGUAUUUCCCCUUUACCAGUUUGUAUUGGAAAACCGUGUGUGAUUGUGCCAAGCACUUUGACAGAAAGAUCGGAGAAGGUUAUUGGGCCCAAAAUCUUGAUUGCUACAAUCAGCAAAUGAAUGUUAAAGGAGACCCAUUCAAAUCUAUGGAUUUGUCUGGGAAAGAAAUGACACCUCCCAAUUUGAAUAUUGGAGUUGCUUUAAGGUCACUCACCAAAGAGUUUAAACACAAAGGAAAAGUGGCUGUUAAAGACUUAAACCUUGAUUUCUACGAAGGAGAAAUUACUGCAUUAUUAGGACCCAAUGGAGCAGGCAAGACAACAACUAUGUCAAUGCUAACUGGCUUGCACCAGCCCAGCUCUGGGACUAUUUAUAUUAGAGGGAGGAAUAUGAAUCGAGAAAUGUCAGUCAUUAGAGAAGAGCUGGGAGUGUGUCUGCAACAUGAUGUGCUGUUUGAGAGAUUAACAGUGCGUGAACAUCUCUUGUUAUAUGGCAUAAUAAAAGCACCACAGUGGACGUACAGACAACUGUUGCAAGAAGUGAAAAUGGCCCUUGAAAAUGUAGAAAUUAGUCAGCACCAACACAAACAGGUUGGAGCUUUGUCUGGGGGAACAAAGAGAAAGCUGUCGUUGGCAAUUUCAUUCAUUGGAGGCUCCUCUACUAUCAUUUUGGAUGAACCCACCAGUGGCGUCGAUCCUUGUUCUCGGCGUAACAUCUGGGAUGUUAUAUUAAAAUAUAGAACAGGUCGAACAAUUAUUUUUACUACUCAUCAUUUGGAUGAAGCAGACAUCUUGAGUGACCGUAUUGCCAUCCUUGAAAGUGGCCAAUUGAAAUGCUGUGGUUCUCCUGCCUACUUAAAGGAACGGUAUGGGCAGGGUUACAGCCUCAGUAUCUUGAAAAAGCCUACUGUAGUAGGAACUGAUGAGUCAUGUGAUGUUGGCCUUGUAACCUCUCUGGUGAAACAGCACGUUCCCCUGGCUUUUCUGAAGCAAGAUGCCUUUGGCAAGCUGACAUAUAGCGUUCCAACAAUGGAAGAUAAGACUGCUUGUGAAAGGUUGCUUCUAGAUCUCGACAAAGAAAUGAAAAAUUUACACCUGAGCAGCUACAGUAUCUCUGAUACCACACUAGAGGAGGUGUUUCUGAAGUUGCUUCAGAGUGAGCAAAGCCCAGCGCCACAUGGAAGCCAGGAUACAGAGUCUCUGAAUUCUGAGAGCAUCGAAUCAACUCACAGUGACAGUGCGGCCCUUGCUGGACUCCAGCGAGAAACUGGAUGGCGACUCAUCCUUAAACAGAUGGCAGCUCUGAUGAUUAAACGCUUUCACCAUUCAAGAAGGGAUUGGAAGGGGGCCAUUGCCAACAUUCUGCUUCCUGUUCUCUUUGUCAUUCUAGCAAUGGCUCUGUUCAGUGUCAAACCUUUAACUGCUGAAUACCCCAACCUCAAGUUAUCUCCAGACAUAUAUCAGGAUUCAGAUGUCACAUUCUUCAGUUCUGGUAACAAUGAUUUUAUAAACUUGACCUCCAUGUUGCUGAAGUUUUUGAAAAUAAAUGAAUCCUGUGUUGGCCAAGCCUCCAAUCUGGACAGUUCUUCAUGUGGGUGGAAUGGAAAUUCAGAACCACAGAAUUUUAUGGGGCACUGUAAUUGUGAUAAUGGCAAUCAGCAAUGCCCAGCAGCAAAUAACACGACACCCUACUACAGAAAUAGUGACGGACAACUGCUAUACAACCUCACAGGUUACAAUCUGCAAGACUACUUAAUAUCAACAGAAAACAUAUUUGGACAAAAAAGCAACAAGGAUUCCCUGCAUGGUACAGCCAGUGACAACGAAGAUGAAGAUGAAGAUGUGAAGAAAGAACGUGGACGAGUUCUGAAUGGAGAAGCAAGCAGUGACAUGUUACAGAUACGCAACUUAAAGAAAUGUUACCAGACACUAAACAAGAAAGUUAAUGCUGUGAAAGGAGUUACAGUGGGGGUGCGUUCAGGAGAGUGUUUUGGACUCCUCGGUGUGAAUGGGGCUGGGAAAACUACCACAUUCAAAAUGCUGACAGGAGACAUAAGACCAUCUUCAGGCCAAGCAAUUAUCAGGACUGCUGCAGGGUCUGAACAAGACAUCAUAAACACGCAUAUUGAUGGGUCUCUGAUUGGCUAUUGUCCCCAAUAUGAUGCCCUGGAUGGUCUCUUGACCGGCUGGGAACACCUAUACUACUAUUCCAGAAUUCGUGGAAUACCUGAGGAGAUAAUCAAGAAACAUAUUCAUAAUCUUGUUCAUCGCCUGUACCUGACCCCCCAUGUCAAUAAAUUAGUGAAAACGUACAGUGGUGGUACAAAGAGAAAACUAUCAACAAUCUUGGCAUUGAUUGGUAGUCCUCAAGUCCUUUUACUGGACGAGCCGAGUUCAGGAAUGGAUCCUGAGAGCAAGCGCUAUCUCUGGAAGACAGUCAUAAAUGAAGUGGAAGCUGGGUGUGCUGCAGUUCUGACUUCACACAGCAUGGAGGAAUGUGAAGCUUUGUGUACAAGACUUGCCAUUAUGGUAAAUGGUAAAUUAAAAUGUGUUGGCUGUCCCAAGGACAUACUAAACAGGUUUGGUGAGAUCUAUUCACUUAAAGUAGGCCUCAGCCGAAAAUUAGCUGUCUCAAUGCAGCUCACAGACCUGUUGGAGGUGCACUUCCCAGGCACAAUCUUAAAGGAACAACAUCAAUAUUCUCUAGAGUAUGAGAUACCACAGAGACAAGGAGAUUUAGCAAAGAUGUUCCAGUUUCUUGAGAACAACAAAGCGGAACUCAAUAUCAAACACUAUUCCAUUAGCCAAGCCACUCUAGAUCAGACAAUGAAUGAUGAUGAUGAUGAUGAUGAUGAUGAUGAUGAUGGUAAUGAUACUGUGAACCUCCAGAAGAGGCUGAGAUAG
Molecule: messenger RNA, 13844 nt
Organism: Rhincodon typus (whale shark)
Lineage: Eukaryota; Metazoa; Chordata; Chondrichthyes; Orectolobiformes; Rhincodontidae
Product: ATP-binding cassette sub-family A member 13-like
Exons: 54
Coding region: 132-13844 (4570 amino acids)
Biological process (GO): lipid transport; transmembrane transport
Cellular component (GO): membrane; intracellular membrane-bounded organelle
Molecular function (GO): ATP binding; ABC-type transporter activity; ATP hydrolysis activity
Source: RefSeq, a predicted model, not a curated record